Chondrus crispus (carragheen) is the source of this 135-nucleotide messenger RNA. RefSeq lists its product as hypothetical. The transcript has a single exon. The record is from RefSeq and is a predicted model, not a curated record. NCBI's taxonomy places the organism in Eukaryota, Rhodophyta, Florideophyceae, Gigartinales, Gigartinaceae. The coding region runs from base 1 to 135 and encodes 44 amino acids.
AUGCAGGCGCAGCUGACGAGACCGACGCCCGGCAUUAUUCGGGAUAAUCUACGCUUCGCUCUUGUCGCCGAAGCCCACAUAAUUUCUUCCAGUGAGUGCAAAUAUGAUACCAAGCAACUCUGCCAUACCAUUUGA